Messenger RNA from Anopheles nili, 2733 nucleotides. RefSeq lists its product as uncharacterized. Gene Ontology annotation, molecular function: guanyl-nucleotide exchange factor activity. The transcript is spliced from 7 exons. Gene Ontology annotation, biological process: axon guidance. Gene Ontology annotation, cellular component: cytoplasm. The coding region runs from base 1 to 2733 and encodes 910 amino acids. NCBI's taxonomy places the organism in Eukaryota, Metazoa, Arthropoda, Insecta, Diptera, Culicidae. The record is from RefSeq and is a predicted model, not a curated record.
AUGAACCCGCAACGUCCUUCGAUUCGGCCACCGGUGCCACCGAAACCGAAGCUUCCCAUUGCCGUCUCUAGUCGGGAUCUGCGGGACAGUGGUAUUUCCGUUUCCGAGGAUCCAACGACGGCACCCGUGACAGUGAAGCGUGCUGCUGAAUGCGAAAUUUCACCAACAGACAUCCCCGGUGGAGUGCGUCAAUUAGCGAGUAGGUUCGAAACGAUCGCUCUACGUCAAAGCAGCCCAAAACCACCGGAACUGCCGAAGGUGGAUAUUCCUCGUGUGCGAAAACCUUCCAACGGUCUGUUGCCGCAGCAGCUGCAAACGAAGAUCGAGAGCAAAUCCAUCCUGGGUUCACAACCCGCGUGGCAUCAUAACAUCGAUCCGAAUGAGCUGGCUUUGCGGACAAAUGUCCCGGAGGAAAGGAUAUACGAUGCCGUUUGUCAAAGCGAUAGCCCUUCUGAGCGCCAAAAUGGCGAUCCAGAAUCGCGUGCCGAGUUUGACGAACCACUGUACAAAGAAUUAAACGAUCCGACCUUAACAGAUGGCUAUUCUUCGUUUGAGUCAUCCUCGGACCAAGAGGAAGUAGAAAAACCGGUGGACCAUCCCACCGCCCAAAAUCACAGUUCGCCUUCUCCAACUCCCGAAGAACACCUUCCGAUUGCUACACCUGCUCCAGCACCAGCAACGGGCGAUCACAUUAGGAAGGUGAUCGAUGAGUUGAUCGAGAAAGAGCAGAAGUACAUCGAAACCCUUGAACUUGGAAUCCAGAACUACAUUCCCGUGAUGUACUCUCAAAACCUCCCGGCGGCGCUGCGUGGACAGCGGAACAUCAUCUUCAUCAACCUGGAGGACAUCCUGCGCAUGCAUCGUGACCACCUGCUGCUUGAUCUGCGGCGGGUCGCAAACACCUUCUCGACGACUCGAGGCGAUCGGAUGGCGGGAAACAUUGCAGAAGUGUUCCUGGAGUACAUCGAAAGCGAUCGGUUCUAUUGUUACGUUCAGUACGCAAUGCAUCACCCAGAAUCGGAGAAGCUGCAACUCCGGUACAAGGAUUACUUUCUCAAGAUUCAGCACGACCUUAACGAUAAGCUGGGGUUGAAUAGUUUGCUGCUGCAACCGAUCCAGCGGUUGCCACGGUACAAGCUGCUGUUAAACGAAAUGGUCAAAGAUGCGCUCAAAGACGGUGACGGCAAGCGAACCAUGAACCGGCUAACAGCACUGUUGUGCAAGGUGGACAAGCGACUGAGCAUUCUGAUCGAUCGCGUCAAUCAGGCGAUCAACGUGCACGAUAUUCACCAGUGCAGUGGCAGCAGUUCAACCUCAGCUCCGACGCACAAUUCGGAUCUUCCGCUGACGCUUAUACUGCAACCGGAAGGCAAUCGCGAUCCUGCGCGAGAUACACCGAUCAACCUGCUGUACCAGGGCAAGUUCCAGCGGCUCUUUCUGGUGGACAUUUAUGAGGCGACCGUGCGAUGGAAGUACACCGGGAAGCUGUUCGUGUUCGAAAGGCUGCUAGUGUACGCGGAAGUAUUUCGCGAUCGGUUGGAAUAUCGUGGCCAUUACACCGACAAUGAGGUGUGCUACCUGGAGGAGGGCAGAAACCGCCUCAUCCUUUACGCGGGUGCACGAGGUGCCCAGGAAAUCGUCAUACAGUCAGAUACGAACACGGAGCUGCAACCGCUUCUCGCGUUACUCCAAACGAUGACUAAGGCUGUGAUAUAUGAGUCAACGUCGGGAGAAACUUGUGCGUCUAUGUACGUGCCUGAUAGCGAGGAGGAAGAGCUAUCGACCGUCAGCGGAACGGCUGAAAGUUGUUCGACUGAAAAUUGGGAUGAUCACCGGUUAACUACCGCCUUGAUUGAAGCUCAGCAACAGUUCCUUGAGGUGUUGGUAGCAAAUCGACGCUUUUAUCUCGACACACUCAGCGUUGAGUUGAAAGGUAAGCUGACGACAUUUAUCGGCGCAUUCGAAGCUAUUAUGAAUCUGCACCGGAUGAUUCUGCAAGAACUGAUGGUUCCACCCACAAGUCCGGAUACCGUGUGCCGUUGUUUUGACCGUUAUCUCAGGGCUGAGGUUCUUGACCCCUACUUCGAAUACGUCCGUGAGUUCCGCAAAGCGAUGAAGUGGAUUCAACACCGCCAAACAGCAUCGAACUUCCAUAGUCGUGUCGCCGCAACGGUGGAACAGUUCACGUUUCUGUGCAUAGAGCACCUGCAGGAGUUUAGCCGCUACUUCGAUGUUCUAAUUGUGAAGUACUCGGAGGACAGCUCACUAAACAUCCCCAUCGACAAGGAACUAUUCCAGCGGCUCGCGUACGUGCUGGUGCGGUUGAACUCUUACCGGGCCAAUCUAACACUCAACUACGAUCUUUUCCUCAUCGAUGAACGGGCACCAAACUGUGGGUUGGUGUGCUUUAACGAUCGUGCGAAAGUCGUCAAACCAUUGCGUGACACGGAAGCCGGUCCGUGUCGCUUGUUUGUGUGUGAACGUGCUGCGAUAUGCGUGAAGGUGCAGGACAUUCCCGAGCACGGUCGGCAGGUGGAGCGAUUCGUCCAGGUCCUGUUCCUCGACCCAUUCGGAGGCCGUGGAGCACCGAUGCGAAUGCGCAAAAGCAAGCGACGCUCCGAAAGGCUAAACUUUCACAUCGAUGGACACAAGUUUCGGAUUGAUUUCGAUGGCCCACAGAACCAGGCUAAAUUCUACACCAACUAUAUCAACCGGUACACAAUGAUUUAUUGA